UUCCUUUUAUUUCCAACAUUAUUUCAUCUUUAAAAAAGAAGGAAAUUAAUCCAAGAUCAAACGUAACAAAAAUAACCAACGAUGGGUGAAGUACUUGUAUCAGAAACUACGGAUACCCAAGACGAUAUUGAUUCGAAGAUUAUGGGUAUACUGAAUCCAACGAUACAUCACCAUGAUCUAUUACAAAGCUACGUGCGAGUAGCCGCAGAAAGCGUUUCAAAUUUGAAACAGUUCGAAGAAUCGGAAGAUUUCGAUAAGGUUCCAUCUUUGGGAACCUGUCCCGACAAAGAGUUCAUCGAUAAUGACGAUAAAGAAAGCCACAUUAAUGAUGAUAAAAAAGAUAGGAAAAAUAAUAAAAAGCAACGGGAGAGUAAAUCCAAUAAACUGUCAGUCGAAUCAGAAGUGAAUAUUCAAAAGAAAAAGAAAUGACGCCGCCUAAAUAAUGGUACUCGCCACCAGGAAGA
Messenger RNA from Bombus impatiens (common eastern bumble bee), 464 nucleotides. RefSeq lists its product as uncharacterized. The record is from RefSeq and is a predicted model, not a curated record. Lineage: Eukaryota; Metazoa; Arthropoda; Insecta; Hymenoptera; Apidae. The transcript has a single exon. Bases 82 to 429 code for a protein of 115 amino acids.